This is a messenger RNA of Tachysurus vachellii, 1598 nucleotides long. It is a transcript of the gene tmed2, whose product is annotated as transmembrane p24 trafficking protein 2. The transcript has 4 exons. Gene Ontology annotation, biological process: endoplasmic reticulum to Golgi vesicle-mediated transport; intracellular protein transport; Golgi organization. Lineage: Eukaryota; Metazoa; Chordata; Actinopteri; Siluriformes; Bagridae. The record is from RefSeq and is a predicted model, not a curated record. Bases 177 to 782 code for a protein of 201 amino acids. Gene Ontology annotation, cellular component: Golgi apparatus; endoplasmic reticulum; COPII-coated ER to Golgi transport vesicle.
UCAUUAGCUUUACGUGGCAGUACCAGUGAAGCUCUGUGUUCAACUUAAAAAUAGCACCGACUCGCUGCACGUUCUGUCUCCGCUCAUGGACACAGCGUCUGUUUAGCAUUUGUGCACAGACUCUUAAUGGUGCUGGUGGAUUUAUUAGCGCUUAAUAACGUAAGUUCAAAGCGAGAAUGUUAACGUUUUCGGAGCUCGUCGUCCUGCUCGGUGUUUUGUGCGCUACAGCGAGCGGCUACUUCGUUAGCAUCGAUGCUCACGCGGGAGAAUGUUUCUUCGAGCGCGUGAACUCGGGCACUAAAAUGAGCCUUAUGUUCGAAGUAGCCGAAGGAGGCUUUUUGGACAUCGACGUCGAGAUCACCGGUCCAGAUGGAAAGCAGAUUUAUAAAGGAGACCGUGAGUCCAGUGGAAAGUACUCCGUGGCCGCCCAUAUGGAUGGCACUUAUAAGUUUUGCUUUAGUAACAAGAUGUCCACUAUGACUCCCAAAAUUGUCAUGUUCACUAUUGACAUCGGUGAAGCUCCCAAGGGUCAAGACAUGGAGACAGAGGCUCAUCAAAACAAGCUGGAAGAGAUGAUCAAUGAACUGGCCGUGGCCAUGACGGCUGUCAAGCACGAGCAGGAGUACAUGGAGGUCCGGGAAAGAAUACAUCGAGCAAUUAACGACAACACCAACAGCAGAGUGGUGCUGUGGUCGUUCUUUGAAGCCCUGGUGCUCGUUGCUAUGACCCUUGGACAGAUUUACUACCUGAAGAGAUUUUUCGAAGUACGGCGAGUCGUGUAAAAAGAAAUUAAAACACACGCUUCCUCUCUAUUAUCAAGACAGUCUUUCAGUUACUAAAGGAUUGGCUAUCCAGCCUCGACAACUUUCAGAAGAGUACUUCUUAUCGUCAAUCAGUUUCCAUUAUUGUCUUUACUUCUGUGUUUCUUUAGAUUGUUUAGUUUGUUUGGGGAGCUGUGAUCUUUCAGGCAAAUCUUUGGGUAUUCACUUUAAAUUUCUUUUAACCCCCAAUUCUUAAUAAGCAGUUUUAUUUUGUGGAACUUAUGUUUUUGCUUCCUGUCUAGUUUAAUUGACUUGAUAGACAAACCGAGACACAAAGAGGGUGUAUUAGAUGUUGCUAAGGGAAUGCUAUAAGCAUUGCACGGUGUACAUUUCUGGAUAUUGUUGAAUGUUUUCAAAUAAUGAUUCGGUUUUUGACUUGAAAUACAAAUGAUAUUUUGGCUAAUUGACUUGUGAUGCACCCCCUUUGUAGGCUUUUUAAUUUCUUUACAUUACCUGGCACAUAAUUAACGUGUUAUAGAUAACCUAUGGAAUAUGAUGGUUUAUGUUUUAAAAUGGCUUUAUUGUAUUUUUUGAGGUUUAAGUAUAACUUGCAUUUUGUUUUGUUUUUUCGUGUUAACUGGGGAGGGGAGUAAUUUAUGUACUUUUUUACUGUUACACGUCUGUAUGGACAUUUAGUUUGUUAACAUUUGCUAUACAGAAUUAAAAUUGGCCAUGACUACUGCAGAAUUGAUGGUAAAACUGUACAAUAUUGUAAAGUAGAAUGUUAAAGUGAAUCAAAUAUGAGCUUGAUUUAAUAAAACAUGAUGUUCUUUGAAA